GGCCGCACCUCCUGGGAGGGCACGGCGGCCGCCACGAGUCCCGGCCAGGGGAAGAGGGGGCCGGCCGGGGCGCGAUGACUGCUGUGGCCACGGAGGCGGCGGCGGCGGCGGCGGCAGCGGGGGGCGCGCGGAGGCUGCAUGCCAGGAUGGAGGCUUCCUGUUUGGAGUUAGCCCUUGAAGGGGAACGUUCCUGCAAAGCUGAGGAUUUCAGAGCUGGCGUGGCCUUCUUUGAAGCAGCUGUGCAAAUGGGGACAGAAGAUCUGAAAACCCUGAGUGCCAUUUACAGCCAAUUGGGCAAUGCCUACUUCUACCUGAAGGAAUAUUCCAAAGCUCUUGAGUACCAUAAGCAUGAUCUCACACUAGCAAGAACCAUUGGGGAUCGCACUGGAGAGGCCAAAGCCAGCGGGAAUCUAGGCAACACACUCAAAAUCCUUGGGCAGUUUGAUGAAGCUAUUGCCUGUUGCCAAAGGCACCUGGAAAUUUCUCAGGAGCAAGAGGAUAAGGUCGGGGAGGCCAGAGCACUGUAUAACAUUGGCAACGUAUACCACGCCAAAGGAAAGCAAUUCUCUUGGAGUCUGCCAUGGGAGCCAGGGCACCUGCCUCAGGAAGUCCAGGAAACUCUGGAGAGGGCAUCUGCAUUUUAUUUGAGGAACCUGUCUCUGGUGAAGGAACUGGGAGACAGAACUGCCCAAGGCCGGGCAUAUGGCAAUUUGGGCAACACCCAGUAUUUGCUUGGAAACUUCAGCAAAGCUAUUGUAUUCCAUAAACAGAGACUUGCCAUUGCCAAGGAGUUUGGGGACAAGGCUGCUGAAAGGAGGGCGUGCAGCAAUUUGGGCAACGCCCACAUCUUCCUGGGAAGGUUUGACAUCGCUGCCGAGUACUACAAGAAAACCCUACAACUUUCCAGGCAGCUGAAGGACCAAGCCAUGGAGGCUCAGUCUUGCUAUAGCCUUGGAAAUACAUACACCCUCCUCCAAGACUAUGAGAGAGCCAUAGAAUUCCACCUGAAGCACUCGGCAAUUGCCCAGGACCUUGAGGAUAGAGUGGGAGAAGGAAGAGCCUGCUGGAGUUUACAAAAUGCCUACCUCUCCAUUGGGAGCCAUGAACAAGCCCUGUGCUUUGCAGAGAGACAUCUGGAAAUCUCCCAAGAGAUUGGCGACUAUAGUGGGGAGAGAACUGCUGGAACAAACAUUGCCCACUUGAAGUCUCUCUUGGGAGAUGAACAGGACACACCUACUUGUGGUACUGGCUAUGAAGCACAAGGGGCCCGACCAAAGAAGAUCCAAAUGAACAGCGCGAAUAGCCCUGGCACCCUUCAGUUUCCCUCUGGAAAGGACCAGAAUGGAGAAAGUCACUACGUGACCGACCUGAAGUCCACUGGAAAAGAGUAUUUGUCACUCCCUGCCGGAUCCAGUAAAUACAGGGAAAGCCAAACAGUUUUUGAAGCAAAAUCUCCAAUGUCUAGCGGAUUCCCUUUGGAAGCCAGUGAUGUCCGAGUCCAGUUGAAAAUAAAGCGGGCCCCUUCAGAAGAGGAGUGCUUCUUUGACCUGCUGAGCAAAUUCCAGAGCAACCGAAUGGAUGACCAGCGCUGCACCCUGGAAGAAUGCCAGAAGGAAGCAGGGGAAGCUGCCUCCACACCACUGCCUGUCCUGGAGGAGAGAAGACCGCAGUCCUCGUCCUUGGCUUCUCCACAGACUGAGGAGCUCUUUGACCUCAUUGCCAGCUCACAGAGCAGGCGGCUCGAUGACCAGCGUGCAAAUGUGGGAAACCUGCCCGGCCUGCGCAUCACACACAACAAUAUGAGCCAUCUCCGCAUGGAAGGUGAUUCACACGAGCCAGGCGACGAAUUUUUCAACAUGCUCAUCAAAUGCCAGUCCUCCCGCAUUGAUGACCAGCGGUGCACUCCACCCAACUCUAUCCCACAUGGCCCCACUUUGCCAGAUGAGGAUUUUUUCAGCCUCAUCCAACGAAUCCAAGCCAAGCGCAUAGAUGAACAGAGAGUAGACCUGGCCUCAGCCCAGGACGAAGAGGAAGAGGAGGAAAAGCAGCCUGUAGAUGAGGAGUUGAAUCAGUAGAAGAAACCCUGCUCCAGCUAAGGAGUCAGUGGGGUGGGGGGUGGGAGGUUUGGCUUUGGAGUGUUACCCACUGAAUGGAGGAUCUCAGCUACUCCUCCCAUAUCAAGUCCUCUUUGUGUCACUUCCUCUUAGACAAGAAGCAUGUGGGUGUGUGAACUGCAACUUUGCUGAAUCUUGCCCUUCCUUUGCUCUACUCCAGAGUGUCUCUACAAGACAACAAAAUCUAUGGGAAGGGGGCAUUUUUGAAGGCAAAUUUUCUUUGCAUCCCACUCUGAUUUCUGAAGGAAGAACUUGGCUAAAAACAGAAGAUGAAGGAGAGGGAGAUCCAUGAGGAACAUUCAAGGAGGAUAACCCUGUCAUUGCUUAUUGAUCUUGAUAACAGAGAAUGGAAACUUCUGAGAAGCACAUUGGGGACAGUGUUUGCCUUCAUGCCAUGCUCGGAAGCCUUUGACUGGCUGCUCCUGGAACCAGAGUGCUGGGCUCGGAGGGGCUGCUGCAGUCAGGCAGCCAGCUCUUUGCAUUUUGUGCCAGUGGGCAUGCAGCCAAAACUCAUAAGCAAACCCUUGGACACCUGAAUGGGACAGCCCAGAGCAUCUGCUCUCAGAGCAGUCUGUGCUUCUGGUCCCAUAAAUCCCAGUUCUGUGCCCAGACAACGCCAUUUCAGAAUUCUCGUAGAAACAGUGAUAAUCAUGACAUCUGCAAAUGAAUUGGCUUACUUUGCUCUCACCUCGUUAUUUAAGUUGCUUGAAGUAAUUGGGUUUAGUCUUUGUGGAAGCAGAGUGAAAGCAUGGCAUGGGGAAAGAUGCCCAGUGGGAGGCAGAAGGACCCUGUUGCCUCCAGGAGCGCUGGGGGUUAGAAGGCUUCUCCUAAUUCUUCCCAAGUAGCUCAUUCUGCAGGACAUUCAUUGAUGGACAGAAGGCUCUUUUACCCUUCUGCCUCCUCAGCUGCCAACUGAACAUGUUCGUUUGAAAUACUUCAUGGUGUCCAUUGCACAUUUUUAGCUUGGGGGCGGGGCAGAUACUUCCUCUUGCUUCCUUGGUCUCUGUGAUUGUAUCUGAACUCCUUCAGUCUGGCAGCUGCCUUGUUCUGCACAAAUCAGGCUUGAAGUAAGAGAGACCUUCAGUGCAGCUCUGCCCUCCUUUCACUUCUGGAACCUCAGCCUGCCCCCAAAAUACAAGAUAUUGAUUCUGUUGCAUUACAAAUCCAUUUGUGGCCUCCAUUUUUUCCCAGUCCACUAGUGGGUGCCUAUAAACCAUCUAUGCAAUUUCAGCCAACUUUCACUCCAGCACUGAGAACUGAAUGCCUUCUAUGGAUCCCACCACUCUGUCCUGUUUCCUGUUGAUGUGACUUCGGUCGGUUUGGAUUACAGUGCAGCUUUCUUCAGCUCUUCUUUGCAUUCAUAUCUUGCCAGGAUCAAAAAAGCCCAUGCUGGAAGACUGGCCAUGAAGGGGGAGGGGCCAGUCCUUUGCUCCAUCACUGCUGCCACACAGGUCCAUGAAGAGGACAGCUGCAUAGCCCACACCUUCACCCAUCAGCUCUGGAGGAAGAAACCGGGCUGCUGCUGAGGGUAGGCAGGAAAGUGGCCCAGCAGCCACAUCAUCCUUGGCUUCCCUCCCGGACUUGCCAAGGCCAGGAGGCAACUGUGUUGCAUCUCUGCAUGCAUUCAUACACCCCCAGCUCACCACCAUCAUACUUGCCCAGGGGGAAACUGACCCCAUAGUGGGGCUGCCUGUUCCUUCCUCUUUGUGAAGGCUUGAGUGUGUUACAAGAUCAUCAGGUUUGAGGCAGUGGAUGCUUCCUUAUUUACCCAUGUAAAUAACACGGGCCGCAUCCCAAAGAUGUGGCUGGCAUCUACAGUUGUCCCAAUCUACAAAAAGGGUGAUAUUACAAAUCCUUCAAAC
Messenger RNA from Sphaerodactylus townsendi, 3976 nucleotides. RefSeq names its product G protein signaling modulator 1 (gene GPSM1). Lineage: Eukaryota; Metazoa; Chordata; Lepidosauria; Squamata; Sphaerodactylidae. The coding region runs from base 75 to 2075 and encodes 666 amino acids. The transcript has 14 exons. Gene Ontology annotation, molecular function: GTPase regulator activity; protein binding. The record is from RefSeq and is a predicted model, not a curated record.